Messenger RNA from Scomber scombrus (Atlantic mackerel), 11862 nucleotides. RefSeq names its product tet methylcytosine dioxygenase 3 (gene tet3). Bases 469 to 6276 code for a protein of 1935 amino acids. The record is from RefSeq and is a predicted model, not a curated record. Gene Ontology annotation, biological process: positive regulation of transcription by RNA polymerase II; oxidative demethylation. The transcript is spliced from 10 exons. Lineage: Eukaryota; Metazoa; Chordata; Actinopteri; Scombriformes; Scombridae. Gene Ontology annotation, cellular component: nucleus. Gene Ontology annotation, molecular function: DNA 5-methylcytosine dioxygenase activity.
GGAAGGUGGGGGCUGCGAAGAGAAGCCGACUGCAUGUGUGUAGCCGAGAGAAAGAAAGAGGAUAUUGAAAAAGGGAAGGGAGGAGCAGACAGAGAUAAUAAGAAAGGAAAAAGGAGAGAACAGAAAGCGUCGGCCAUAAGAAGAGGCAAGAGAAUGAGUAACGCGUGUGCUACGCUGGGGGGAGGUGUGCUGUGUGUCUGCGGCUGGCUGUGUGUGCGUGCGUGAAUGCAUGUAUGUGUAUUUCGCUACUCGCUCUGUCUGUGCGCUGCACAGGCUGGAACAAAUAAAAAGGAAUACAACCCAACGAGGCCGGAUAGCUUGUGGGCUGCUCUGCCGGCAAGCAAUUCUCAUGCUCCUCUCUGUCUCCUCUUCUGCUUUCUGCUCUCCGACCGGCAGCUCUGUCUGGACAUCUAGGACCACACUGUUUGCAAAGUCACUUCAGUGGAUGGCCCCAGAAGUGGAGGCCAGAUGGAAAUUGGGUCACAUGACCGCCUCAAGGAAGGCGCACUGAGCCUGGAACUGGCCAAUGGGGUGAGUCGCUACCCUAAUGAUGAUGAGGCAUCUAUGGAAACAGAGCAGCAGAGAGCAGGCAGUGCGCCUCCAAGGCAGUGCUGGGUGACAGGACAUGGCAAGGUCAGUGACACCCAACAACGGCAACCAUGUUGGAACACCAGCAGUAGUACAACCCCUGGUGAACCUGUCCACCAUGCAGACAUGGAGGAUGCCCACAAUCUGGUGGCUUUUUCUGCUAUUGCUGGCUCCUUGCCUCCUUCUUCUUCCUCCUCCUGCCUGCUUGUGCAGCCUAACACAGCCCAGCUGUAUGAGAACUUCAUCCGGGAUAUGGGUGCUGAGGGGUCUCACGCCAGACCCUCUGCAGGGGCUCCUGAGGGAAGCUGCCAACCUCCAGAAGACCUGAACUCCCUACAGACAGCACUGAGCCAAGCCAAACAUGGACAUAAGCCCCCUAACUGCAACUGUGAUGGGCCUGACUGUCCAGACUACCUUGAGUGGUUAGAGAAGAAGAUUAAGUUGGCAGCCGGUGAUGAUCAAGGUACCUGCAAAAUGGCUGAUUUUCCCCCACAUUCACAGCCUCACCACCAACAACCCCAUUUGCAGCAUCACCCUCAGUCCUAUCCCCAGAUGAAUGGUGGACAUCGCCUGUCUACUUCAUACCCCCAGCAGCAGCAAGGAAAUCAAGGCCCUCACUCAGACAAAGUGCCCUGCCCCAAACCCCCGAUUCCCUGCUCUCCCCAGGUGCUCUCCAUAGCCAAGGAAAAGAACAUCAGUCUUCAGACAGCCAUCGCCAUAGAAGCCCUGACCCAAUUAUCUGGUACUGGUCCGCAAGCUGUUGGCUCUCCAGGUCAAGCCCCCUAUAAUAAUAACCUCCAUCACCACCAACAUACCCAGAACCUCCCAUCUCAGCCCCCAAAUGGCACUAGCUUGAUCCCGUCCUCUCCUGGCACUUACUCAUCCUCUUCACGCUCUCAAUCCGUCCCUCCAGGACUACACACCAGCCAACAGGCUCCAGUGCCCUGUGAGCACCACAGGCCCCAGUCACAGGGCCAGCCUCCCCAUGCUGCCCCACUCCCUUCCUCUACCUCUCCCUUUCCAGGUCAGGGAAAAUCUCCAAGCUUCAACCCUAACCUCCAGCAGUGGCAGCAAGGCUCAGGCAGGCAGGCAGGCAACCCAUGGAUGUGUAUAAAGUCUGAGCCCCAGUCUCACUAUGCUGCUGCACCUUACAGUAGUUCAGACCCCAUGUCAGAGCUUAAACAGCUGCUUGGUGACAACAGUGGCAAGUUCAGCAGUGCUCCUUUCAAGCUUCCAGUCAGACAGCAGCUAAGCUUGAACCAGAAUGGGGGUAUCCAGGUCCAGGACGACCCGGCAUUGGCCAGGAUAAAGCGAGAGCCAGACUCUGGUGAGCACUACCAUCACACUGCCUCCAUGGGUCAUUAUGGCAUGGCUAAUGGUCAGCAGCAGGGUCAGCACUACCCCGGCACUCCCCUGUCCCCUGGCCAAGCAUCCAUCAGCCACUCCACUCAGGCAGCUCUGCAACAGCACCUUCACUACAAGAGAAACCUCUUCUCUAACCACUCCUCUGGCUUUGGAGCACCAGGCCCAGGUGUACAUAUGGCUUGCCAAAACUUGAAAAAAUGGUGGCCACAGACAGAGGUAGAAGGUUUGCCACAUCUAGCCAUCAAACAGGAGCCCAAGGAACCCAAGAAGAAAAAAAAUCAAGGAUCUCCUGUCAUAAAAGCUAUGAGUGGGAUGCUUACAGGCCCUCCCCUGCCCAAACCCAAACAGAUAAUCAUCAAGAAGACCAAGCAGAAAGCCUCCAUGCCAACCUUCCUGCCUCAAACUCAGAUCUCCGUACAAAAAACACCAGUCCUCACGAUGGAAAGAGCCCCGGCCCUGACCGGCCUGCAAAUAAGUUCUCUUCCCCCCCUGCCCCUCCACAGUAACUCCACUCAGGCUACUGUUGCAGGCCACCCUGCCCCAGCCCAAUCUCAGGUAUCCAUUUCCAAUUCCUCAAUGACUCCCUCUUCCACUGUUUCUGCUUUGUCAGAAGACACUCCAGCCCUCAUGGGCCCUCUGCCCCCACCUGUGGCCACUGUAGCCCAUGCUAAGCCAGAGGAAGUGGGCAGCCUGGCCUCCAGUAACACCAGCACCACCGCACCUCUGACCUCCACAUCUCCAUCCAGCACCUCACAAUUACAGAGUCUGGUCAGCAUAGACCCGAAGUAUGAAGAACUGAUCCGCCAGUUUGAGGCUGAAUUUGGGGACUCAGUCGCAGAUGUACCUGCCAGUCAGCCCAUAGAAGAGACUGCAACAGCCCCUCAUCUGAGGAAUCAGUCCCAGACCAGUCCUCAGGACCUCAGUCCCACAUCAACAUCCACCUCCCAGUCUGCUCCCUCAAUUCUUGCCACUCAAGCCAGCUCCACAACUCAUCCAGACGAUCAGGAGAUGGAAAAGAACAAAGAUGAGUCAGGGACUCAAACUGAAGCAACUUCGAACCAGGCAUCCACAGAAAUCCCUAUGGAGGAGGGACCUCCCCAUGGUCCUGUGUUUCAGGAGGCCAUUAUGAACAAGCAGCAUCAACCCCAUGCAUUAGAGGAUACCUUUAGCAUGCCAUGUUCCCCGCUGCCUAAACGCAUGAAGAUCGAAGCCUCGGGAGACGUAACUGUACUUUCCACCACGUGCUAUUCUGAGGAGGACACGCCCACUAAGGACAGUUUGCCCUCAUCGCCAUCUCUCAGAGGCUUCCUAGAAUCUCCUCUGCGCUACCUGGACACCCCUACCAAGAACUUACUGGAUACUCCUUCAAAGGAUCUACAGGCAGAAUUCCCCACAUGCACCUGUGUGGAACAAAUCCUGGAGAAAGAUGAAGGGCCCUACUACAAUCACUUGGGAUCUGGACCCACUGUAGCCUCCAUAAGAGACCUGAUGGAGACGAGGUAUGGAGAGAAGGGGGAUGCCGUCCGGAUUGAGAAGGUGGUGUACACGGGCAAAGAGGGAAAGAGCUCGCGGGGAUGCCCUAUUGCUAAGUGGGUGAUUCGUCGUGGCAGUGAGACAGAGAAGCUGCUGUGUCUGGUGCGUCACCGUGCAGGUCACCACUGUGCAAACGCUGUCAUCAUCAUCCUCAUUAUGGCCUGGGAAGGUGUCCCAAAGCCCCUGGCUGACAAACUGUACCGUGAGCUUAGUGGCACCCUCACCCAAUUUGGCAACCCCACCAGUCGACGCUGUGGCCUCAAUGAUGAUCGUACCUGUGCGUGUCAAGGCAAGGACCCUGACAGUUGUGGUGCCUCCUUUUCCUUUGGCUGCUCCUGGAGUAUGUACUUUAAUGGCUGUAAAUACGCCCGAAGCAAAAUGCCACGCAAGUUCAGACUACAAGGAGAACGUCCUGAAGAGGAGGACAAACUCAGGGAUAACUUCCAAGAUCUGGCAACUGAGGUGGCUCCUUUGUAUAAGAGGCUGGCCCCACAGGCCUACAGUAACCAGUGCCUGACAGAGGCUAAAGCUCCAGAGUGCAGGCUGGGUUUAAAAGAGGGCCGACCGUUCUCUGGAGUUACUGCUUGCAUGGAUUUCUGUGCCCAUGCUCAUAAGGACCAGCACAACCUCUACAACGGUUGCACAGUGGUGUGUACGUUAACCAAGGAGGACAACCGUAAAGUGGGGGAGAUCCCUGAGGAUGAACAGCUCCAUGUGUUGCCUCUUUACAAGGUCUCACCCACUGAUGAGUAUGGCAGUGAGGAGGCCCAGCGCCUCAAGAUGAAGACAGGAGCCAUCCAGAUGCUUCAGGCUUUCCGCCGAGAAGUACGAAAGUUGCCCGAACCUGCCAAGUCCUGCCGACAACGCCGUCUGGAGGCCAAGAAGGCUGCCUCGGAGAAGAAGAAAAGCAAACUCCUGCAGCAGACGGGGGGGACACCAGACAAAACAGUGGUCAAGGCUGAGGUCUGCAUCACCGACUCCCCUCUACCCCAAGGCAAUAAAGCAAUUAUAAAACAAGAGGUGAAGCCCAACAUCAAGAAGGAGCCCUUCAAUGGAUCAAUAGAUGGAUACCCUGUGCAGACAGCAGACCCAUUCAACAACGUCUAUCCACACCCUGCCUACUAUGCAAGGGGAGGCCUCCCCCCACCUGGCCAGCCCUCUGCAGCAGACCCAGUAAACGGUUACCACCAUAAUCUGCCCGCAAUGCACUAUGGCUACUACAACUACCCCCCUAAUGCACUUUUCCCCCCUAAGCUGAGGACCUACGAGGGUCGAAAUGGCGGUAAGGCUGUCCAGGUAGACAAGAAACCUGACAUUCAGAGUCUUCAAAGCCUUCAGGCCAGACUGGCCCAGUCCAUUCCUGGCCACCCAGAGCAAACCAACCAAACAAAUCACAGCGCUUACACCCAGCCUCUUGACUACAACCAGUCCCGUCCUUCCUCUGUCUCCUCUGAGCUCUCCAACAGAGGCACUCCAGUCAUCAAACAGGAGCCUAUGGAUGUUCCACUCUAUGAAGGUGUGGUGCUGAGCCAGGCUGGUGCCAACACACCUAGCACCACCCACCAGCCUGCUGCCUGGCCAGGGCUCAAGCUUAAUGGAAAUAUUGUUCCCACAAGUUGGGACUGCCAUCUAAAUCCUAAACAAAACCCUGAAGCGUCAUUAGUGAACCCAGACAAGCAGCAGUUUCACCAGCAUCCCCAGCAGCGGCAGCCCUCUCCUUACCCCCAGCAGUGGUCACCCUACCCUGGUUCAAAUACCCCAAUGGCUUCCCCUGCCCCUUCACCAUCCCUGCAGAUACCUCCCUCUCCAUCUCCCUCUCCUCACCUAGGCACAGCACUCCCGGGUAACAUACACCCAGGGUCCCCACGCCCUCUAACCCCACGCCCAAGCACCCCUCACCCAGGUACUCCACAGCCUGGCACCUCUCACUUAGGCUCAGUUACACCACAGCCAGGCACCCCCAGGCACUGGGCCAGCCCUGCUCCUAGCCCCCAGCCGAAUCCAUGGGCUAUGGGGCCUGCAGCAUAUAGCCCUGGUUUGAAGCACAGCAAUCCUGCAGGAGCCUAUGCUGACAAGAUCUGGGCUAAAACCGGUGAGAGUCGGUGUUCUACUCCCCUUGGGCUCCAAGAGAAGGCCUGGAGGUCUUGUGGAGGUUCAGUGGCAGGCAGUACCCUUUCCCCUGCCCCGGAGGGCCGCCUCUUCCCAGAUGCCCUGCAGCAGUCAAAUCAAGCUGGCUGGGACCCCAGCCGAGCUGAGAGUGAUGUUGAGAGCAACAGGGGUCGUGAAUAUGAUGACGAUGAGGUGUGGUCUGACAGCGAGCACAACUUCCUGGAUCCAAACAUUGGUGGUGUAGCAGUCGCACCAGCUCAUGGCUCCAUCCUGAUUGAAUGUGCGCGUCGGGAACUACAUGCCACCACUCCACUCAAAAGGCCUGAUCGUUCCCACCCCACCCGCAUCUCCCUGGUCUUCUACCAGCACAAGAACCUCAACCAACCCAUGCAUGGCCUGGCUCUAUGGGAGGCCAAAAUGAAGCUACUGGCAGAGCGAGCACUCCAGAGGCAGCAGGAAGCAGCUCUCCUUGGCCUCUCCCAGGAAGAAAUCAAGGCCCUCAGCAAGAAACGUAAGUGGGGUGCUACAAUGGCAGGGGCCAGUCCAGGACCUGGACAAUCAAAAGACAAGAGAGAGGGGCCAGUGACGCGGUUAGCCCCCACGUUCCACACCAACUCUAUGGUUACUGUGUCUCCCUAUGCCUUCACCCGCCUCACUGGGCCCUACAGCCACUUUGUUUGAGGUCAGACAGACACAAACAGACCGAUAACUACGGAGUGGUGCAGUGGAGGGCUGGAGAGAGUGUUGAACAGGAUGAAUGUCUCUCAGCCGUCCCGCAGUCUAGCGUCUCUCCAUCCUGCCCCCUCCGCAGUCCACUUAGAGGAGGGGACAUUUUUAUUGUUUUUUACCUCAUGUCAGGCAGUGGUUUGGGCUUCAGACACACUGCCUGUGGUGCUCUUCCUCUCUCUUCCCUGGAGAGGAACUCCAUUGCUCUUGUUUAUAGAAUUUUAAUGAUUCUAAUUAUUGCUAUUAUUAUCAAUAUUAUGAUUGCUAUUGUUACUGUCAAUGUUGUUAUUACAGGUAUUAUUAUAAUGAAGACUUGUUUGUUUUUUAUUAUUGCUGUUUUCAUUAAUGUUAUUAUUAAUGAUGUGAUUGUUUUUGGUUAUAUAUUUUUUUAAAUCAAUUAGUCUGAGUCAGUCAGACUCAGACAUUUCCUUUUUCCAUGUUUGGAAAAUGUGUACCCUUUUUUCCUUUGUUUUUGUGUCAAUCUUCCAGCUGUAGAGGAGGAGUCAUUAUCUGCCUGGCAGGACAGCAAAUCAAUACUAAUCAAAUAUAUAAAAAGCCUUUCCUGUAGGCUUGCCUUAGAUAUUUAUCUCUAUAUUGACUAUAUACAGAUAUGUAUCUUUUAUUUCAAUAAUCUGGUUUAGGACAAUUCCAAUUAUUAUGAACCUGGGCUUUAAUUUCUUAGUUUUGGUCAGUAGUUUUGAGGAUUGUGUUUAAAUUAAAAUUACUUGAAGGCUGAUGUAGCUACAGUUUUCUAGCAGCAUUCUAAUACACUAAACACAGUCUGCUGGAACAUACGUCUCUGUAUAUUCUUCCAACAAGGACCCACUGAAGUCAAUUGUCAAAGCAGUAUAGUGUAUGGCAAAAUCAUCCCCUUGAAUUUUUCACUGUAACAAUCAGUCAUACCUUUUUGAUUUAGGUCCUCUUUCAAAUUGAGGUUAAAAAAAUCCCAUUCUGACCACAGCAGAAGAAUACUGCUUGGUUUCAGCUGUUGCAUGUUUGCUUUGUAGUAAUCUGGUAAUAUCUGAACUAAAACACCAUAAUGCAUAAAGCAUAAAGUAGGAAAAUAAUGAUCAGGUUCAAAAUAAUUGCACUUGACUUUUAAGCCACUUUGGAAGUAAACUUUGCUGAUUCUCUUGGCAUUAACUGAUGUGCUCCUCCUCCUCUUCUACACCCCUCCAGCUUUCGACUGGUGCUCAACUUCCAGCUCUGAUUGAAUUUCAUUCCACCACUCUUCAUGGCACUCAAUGCUGUAUUUAGGUGCUCUAAAUCUGGCUCAUGUAGUAUUUGCAAGUACAUUUUUCUUGUUUGACCUAGGUGGAGUAGUAGAAUGAAUUGAUGUAUUACAUUCAGAUUAGCCACAUAGGUGCCGGAAAUUUGCCAUGCAAAGAAUUAUUGAAUUGUUGAUUUUCUUUGUUCAUUGUGUUUUCGAAGUGGCAAACUGUACAUUUCUAGUGCUCCACAGAGGCUAAAACAAAUGAUCAAUAUUGCUUGUGAAUGCAACUUGACUCAGAUCUGCUAUUACCAUAUAGAGAUGGAACAGGUGGCACUCUUUAUCUUCCUAUAACAUUCAAGUAGGGGUGAGCACUUCUCAGUGUAAACUCUAGAUGGCAGCAGUGACUGCCGUUUCAUAGUGGUGUGUACAAAACCUACAAGCACUUACUGAAAAUCCAUUCAGAAACCAGUAAAGCUUUGCCUUGCUGCUUUACUCAUCCAUGGCCAGUAGAGGGGGAUCUUACACCCUGUUUGCUAGCCAUAGAAGGGCCUCACAAAAGCAGCCUAUGGCAAAGUUAAUCUUUGUCCCAUUGAGGCACAAAUGUGAACAAAGUCAGGAGUUGCCUUUGGGAAACCCAUCCCAGGUUAGAGCAGAAGAAGCCGUGUUGGGACAGCAGUGCUUUUGGUGAUCCUACACACACUCUGGUGCUCUCCUAUUAUACUUGAUAUACUGUGAAGGGCCCACUCCUCCCUCUGCAUGGUGCUGUCAUCUUCAAGCAGAAUGAGGUGUGUCCUUCUGCAGGCACCUUGUCACAUCAGAACCAGUCUACUCAAGUACUGGUUCCUUCUGAGGUGCUUUGCUUUUGUCUCAAACAAAGUACACUGUACAGGGCAAAGAAAGCACAGUCAUUCAAUGUAUUGUUGGUAACCCAUAAACUUUGGUUAUUACAGACAAUAUAUUGUAUUGAGAGAUAAAGGGAUACCUUGGAAGAUUACUGUAGCUUCUGGGAGUUGGCGUCAAAUGCAAAGGCAUGAAUCAAUGAAUCUCUCACUUUGUGUGUGUGUGUGUGUGUGUGUGUGUGUGUGUGUGUGUGUGUGUGUGUGUGUCUGAAAAUGACACAACUGCAUUUGUGCAUGAAAGAAAAGAGCCAAAGAGAGAGACUAUUUGAUAGCCUGGUUGUGUCCCUUAAAUUACUAAUUUUUAGUUCCUCUCCACCAACCAUGUCACUGUUUGAAUCAUACGAUUCAAAUAGUGACAUGGUUUUGUUGCAAAAUGUGGUGAAAGUGAAAAUGAGUGAGUCAUUUGAGUGGAUGCAGGCUGUCUCCUGGAUGCUGAGUGGUAGUUUGGGUCAAGGCCCUGGUCAUCUGUGAAAGACCCUGUUACCCUAGAACCUCUCCCGAGGGUCUCCAGCUCUCUACCUCACGCUGUAGAGACACUGGUCACAAUCACAACUUGCUACUGAGGGCAGAGAAUCAUGCAUAUGUCCCUUUGUGUGCUCUAGAUCUCCACACUCAUUUUAACCUGCUUUUUUUUGUUCUUUUUUUUUUUUUUUUUUAAUUCUUAUUUAUUACUACAUGGUGAUGAUGAUAAUGAUUGUCUUUGAUGGGUUUUUUUCAUCUUUUUUUAUAUAGCUAAUACAAAUUGUACAUAGAGAAGAAAAGAUUUAUAAAAGCACUUUUAAUCUUGAUUUUAAUGACAAAAAGAAAGAGCCGAUUAUUGACAACUUGAAGCUUAGUUUUUUUGGGUUUUUUUUAAUUUUCUCAAGAGAGAGAUGAAAAUGUAAAUAUUAAAAUAUUUAGGUAAGAUUAUUUAACUGGUGAGGAUAGUAACUAAACCAUGAAUGACUAGGGUGUAUUUUGAAGUCUUUGAAAGCCCUUAACAACAGUAAACAACACUUGGUCCCAAUGUGUUGUAUGUACAUGUGUGCUUAGUGACACUGCUGUUUUGCUUUCAUAAGUACUGUACUCCCUGUCAGCAUGUAACUGGCAGAUAUCUGUCACUUUCUAAAACAAAUUGAUUAGCCCAACUAUAUGACAUGAAACCACACUUUUCUCACUCACUUACAACAGUCCACAUAACUUAAGAAUCGCCCAUUUUUAUCUGCAAAAAGUAUGAAUUUUCACACAGCAUCACAAAUGAAUGACAAUAUCAAAUUUGAAUUGAAGGCUGAAAAAUAGCAAGAUUGUAACGUUGUGGUACUCGGCAUCAGUGGUCUACUGCCGGUAUGCUAAGGAAAUAUUUGAAACAGUUGCCCUUCACUGGAUGUACUCUAUGUCAAUUAAAGGAAUAGCUUGACACUUAUUUUCUACCUUGUUGUAUGAUUAGAUUGAUACCACUCUCAUGUUUAUGUUAAAUAUGAAGCCAAAGCCAACAGCCAGUUAGCUUAACUUAGCACGAAGACUGGAAGCAGGGGGAAACUGCUAGCCUAGCUUUAUCUAAAGGUAGCAAAAUCCACAGAUUAGCGCUUCUAAAACUUGCUUAUUAACACAUUAUAUCUCCUUUGUUAAACCUGUACAAAAAGCAAAAACAUGAAUUGUCCGUUUUAGACUUUUGUAUUUGUAUGGACUUAACAAGAUGUAAUGUGUUAAUUAGAGAGAUUUGGAGGUGCUGGUAGGCCAACUUUGUUACCUUUAAAUACAACCAGGUUAGUUGCGUUUUUAUGCUAAGCUAAGUCAACCAUCUGCUGGCUGAUUCUUCAUACAACUGUACAGACAUGAAAGUAGUAUCAGCUUGGGCAAGAAAGCAAAUAAGUGUAUUUCCUAAAAUGUAUCCCUUGAAUAGGACUUACUUGAGUGGCCAUUCAAAGCUAAACCAUGAUCAUGUGCAUAACCCCUUUCCAAAAUUGGGAUGUUAAAGAAUAUUCGGGUAGUUGCAGGACCGGUCUGAAGUGAAUCAGUGAGAGAUGUUUAGUGAGUUUUAGCCCAGCAAUCUUUGUCAGUUGUGUUAGACUAUCAGGUAAGAGACUGCCUCCCUGCUUGUUUAAAUGUAUCUCUCAUUAUUAUCUACUCUAGUUCUCAUAAUAGUAAGUAUGCACUUGGCAGAAAAAUUAUGACACACCUGUGAAAGACACCAGGUGUUUCAUUUUGUAACGAUAUUUCCUUAUUGGACAUGUACACCAUGGUCAACAGUAGAUUGGCUGGGAUUGGUACAAUAUGCCAUAACAGGGCCGUCUCUUAGUUUUUUGGACAUAUCAGAUGUCCAAUUGAGCCCAUCUUAUUUUUGAAUCAUGCAUGGCCCACAUUACACACACACACACACACACACACACACACACACACACAUACAGCCACACACACUUGCCUAAGAACGGGUGCUGAGGAUAAAGUGAUAUCUUAUUAACUUUGUAAAUUUCUAAAUGUGUCACGAGUUUGGUGGAUGGUUCUCAUGAGAAGCGCCACCUCCCAAACACGUACCGAGAUGGGGGGGGGGGGGGGGGUCGGUCUGCUGGUGCUAUGAUGCUACACCAUAAAUUCACUGUGUAAAAAAAAUAAUAAUAUGAGGGAUAAAUGAUUACCACAAAUAUUUUUCUGAGCUCUUAGAAUGUCAAGAGAAUUAUACUUUUGAUUACAGCAGUUUCAUAGGAUUGGAAGCUGCCGUGGUGCUGACUUUAUGAAAAGUCUUUUGUUACAACGCUAUAAAUUUACAUCUCUUUUUGAGGGCAGGGGGGCACUCGAACAGUUGAUUGCAUUCUCUAUUAAUAUUCAUUCCACAUUGUACUUGACCUCAUUUGAACUAAGAUGAGAUAUAGAGUCAUAUUAUAUGAAGACUGUUAUCUGGGUCUCAUGUUUGGUACAGCGCAAGUACCAAACGUUGUACAUGUUCACGUUAAGAAUGCUAAGAUAUUUGAUCGAUACAAGAAUAGCAAUUGUGUACUGCCUCCCUCUUCCUCCCCUUAGUCAUGCACUUCCUUUUCUCAACCCCUCUCUUUCUCCUAACAACUUAUAUAUUUUGUCUUUCUCUCAUGCACACACACAUAAACAUAGACAAACAUAUGCAUCUCACUGUGUAUGGCCCACUUUUAGAAGUCUAUUAAACACCUAAUUUAAUGAACACUCUAAAUUUGGGAUAGAGACUUGGACCCUGGUCCAUACACAUAAAAAAAGAAAAUCUACCUACACAACUGGCAGCUACAUUCCUUUUUGAGUUCUAGGAUCAUUCUUGGUUCUUUAUUUUUCAUGUCAAGGAUGCAGUAUGUAAAAAAAAGUGUUUUUGUUCAGUCUCUCUCUCUUUGUAGCUGUAUGGUGUAUUAUGUGAAUACAUAGUGUAUGUGGUAAAAACUCCACAAUAUUGUUUUAUGUUGCGCGAUAAAUAAAUACAUUGAAGUGAAA